AUGACGGAUGACCUUCAAGAUUUUUCCAUCACUGUGAUCGCUUAUGAGGGAGAAUCUGUCACUCUACACUCAGACAGUGAAAUACAGAGAGACAGUGAGAUCAAGUGGAUCUCUGAAGAUAACAUCAUUCUGGUCACUGGAAAGAUUGGAGUCGUCACAGAGACCAAAUGUACAGAUGAUGAGAGAUUCAGAGCCAGACUGAAGAUGAAUCAUCAGACUGGAGAUCUCACCAUCACAAAGAUCAGAAAGACAGAUGAUGGAGUUUAUAAACUACAGCUGAUCAGCAGUGAUGGAAAGAUCUCAUACAAGAUGAUCAAUGUUUUUGUCAACGACGGCCCUUCUCCAGAUCAGAAGCAGAACUCAGUGUUGAAAUAUGAGAAUGAUUCUGUCACUCUGAACACUGGUGUUACUGAACUACAGUCAGAUGAUGUGAUCCAGUGGAGGUUUGGAGAGACUCUCAUCGCUGAAAUCAAUAGAAAGAACAAGUUCACUACAGAUGAUGAGAUAUUCAAAGACCGACUGAAGCUGAAUGAUCAGACUGGAGAUCUCAUCAUCAGAGAUCUUGACACCGAACACACUGGACUCUAUAAACUGAAGAUCAUCAACAGUAGAGGAACAUCAUACUCUCAGAUUAAAGUUUAUGUCAGGGAGAACCUCAGAUCAGUAGAGUUGGGACAUUCUGUCACUCUAUACACUGAUGUUACUGGAAUACAGAUGUAA
This is a messenger RNA of Triplophysa rosa, 720 nucleotides long. RefSeq lists its product as uncharacterized. Bases 1 to 720 code for a protein of 239 amino acids. The record is from RefSeq and is a predicted model, not a curated record. Lineage: Eukaryota; Metazoa; Chordata; Actinopteri; Cypriniformes; Nemacheilidae. The transcript is spliced from 5 exons.